AUGCUGGACCUCAUUAUUCUGAGCCUCCAUUUCUUCAUCUGCUUUCUCAUCUCCGUUGCGAUCUGGCGUGGACCUAAGGAUGUGGAUUCGUCCAGCUCAAGCACAGGAACAGUUGAAAUGGAGCCAGAUAGUCUUAUAUUAAUUGGCAAAGAAGAUGACAUAAAGAGGUCCCGAAGAAUAACAGCCAAAGUCAAUGGCAGAGAAAUUGUUGUUUUCUACCACGAAGGGAAAUUUCAUGCUAUGGACUCUCGCUGCUACCAUGAAGGAGGCCCUUUAUGUCUUGGAGAAAUAGAGGAUAUCAAUGGUCAGGCGUGUAUUAUUUGCCCUUGGCAUAAGUAUACAAUUACUUUGGAAACAGGAGAAGGAUUAUACGAAGGAAUAAACCCUUUGGAGCCAUCACCGACACCACAGUGGCUAUCAAAAGGAGUCAAACAAAGGAUUCAUAAAGUCACAAUAGACAAUGGAAAUGUUUAUGUGAGUCCUCCAGAUUUGUCUGUAAGCUUUGACUCUGAUUAUUUUGCUGAUAAGUACAAAAAUGGUGGUGACUUAGCCAUGGAAAAACAAAGCAACUCACAAGCAGCAGAGUAAAUUGUGGCCAGAAAGCAAAAUCCUGGUGAAUGCACCAGCGAAGAACCACGGUCAUGAAAUAAAAAUGUACUGUGGCCGUAAAGAUUGUCUCCAGACUAAAUUCUAGUGUUAAGGUUAUGUUAAAGCAUUGAAACACGGGGAAUUGAGUAAGAUAAGAAGCUCUGCAUUGUCAGAAAUGUGACUGAUCUUGUGCCAAUGAUUUUUUUUUUUUGCACUUCCAUUUUAAAAAGACUUAUUUACAGCAGAGUGCUUCAUAACAUUUGGUAUUUUAGAAAUCCUAUUUUGCUAGAAUUGUUUUGAUUUUUAGAAGGGUAUGUAGUAUAUUACUGCUUAUAAAACACGUUACAUAGUUUAAGGUAAAUAGCCAGGGGUAAAGGUUAUGUUUAUAUACCUAACAGUUUAUACUUAUAAUGCCUUUGGUAUGAAUGACAUGGAAAUUUUUAACGUUUUAGAUAUGUGACCAAUCUCUGGAUGUUUAUUAAGUGCCACAAAAAGAAGUACAAAACUUGAGCAUAUUUUAGUGACCUUCUUUAUGCCUCUUUGUGUAUUACUAACAUGAUUCCAUAGAAGUAUUUAUUUUCCUUCUUUGCACUGAGCUCCUUUUGGUAGUUCAUCAAAUCAUGUCACAAGCAUUUGUCGGGUAUAGCUUGUUCUUGCUGAUUCUCUUGGAUA
Molecule: messenger RNA, 1260 nt
Organism: Gavia stellata (red-throated loon)
Lineage: Eukaryota; Metazoa; Chordata; Aves; Gaviiformes; Gaviidae
Gene: RFESD
Product: Rieske Fe-S domain containing
Exons: 4
Coding region: 1-588 (195 amino acids)
Molecular function (GO): 2 iron, 2 sulfur cluster binding
Source: RefSeq, a predicted model, not a curated record